This is a messenger RNA of Olea europaea var. sylvestris, 756 nucleotides long. RefSeq lists its product as uncharacterized. Lineage: Eukaryota; Viridiplantae; Streptophyta; Magnoliopsida; Lamiales; Oleaceae. The coding region runs from base 18 to 521 and encodes 167 amino acids. Gene Ontology annotation, molecular function: RNA-DNA hybrid ribonuclease activity; nucleic acid binding. The record is from RefSeq and is a predicted model, not a curated record. The transcript has 2 exons.
UCCCACUACCACCUAUUAUGGUUGUUUGGCGCACUCCACCAGUUGGAUCCUACAAGAUCAACACUGAUGGAUGCGUCAAAGAUGGAUUUGUAAGUGGUGGAUGCAUCAUUAGGGACCACGCAGGAUACUGUAUCAGGGCAUUCUCAGCAUCGUAUGGCCCAUGUUUCAUUUUGGAGGCUGAGCUCAGAGCCAUACUAGAUGGGCUUCUAUUGGCCAGAGGACUUGGGAUUUCAGCUAUCUGGCUUGAGGCAGAUUCAACAUUGGCUAUUCACUGCAUCACCAAAGGUGGAGGACCAUGGUCGAUCCAGGGUAUUCUCAGACAGAUCAGAGACUUCAUUUGCUUCGAUAGAGACACAGUUUCUCACAUCUACAGAGAGGGUAACCAGGUUGCAGAUUCUCUUGCUUCAGAAGGCUGGGAUCACCAGCGCUACCAAGAAUAUGGACCACUUGACCUGCCUCGACAGAUUAGGGCAUUGGUACAAAUCGACAGAUAUGGAUUGCCCAGCUUUAGAGGUUUGUAGUUUAGGCAAUCAUUAUUUCAUUUUUCUUGUACAAGGAAGUAGUACUUCCUCAUUUACUUUAUUCGUUUUUAAUAUUUCAUUUGUUGCACUGUUGCUUUUUGGAGGUCAGGUUUAUGCCCCCCUCCUUCCCUGUACUUUUGAUUUCUAUGAAAUAAACAUGGUUGGGGAACCCUUAACCCCCAUCGACCUUCCUUGGUGGACCCUAAAAAGUCAUUAAGGAUGUGUGGAUGUCUUU